Hibiscus syriacus is the source of this 1388-nucleotide messenger RNA. Its product is annotated as type III polyketide synthase B-like. NCBI's taxonomy places the organism in Eukaryota, Viridiplantae, Streptophyta, Magnoliopsida, Malvales, Malvaceae. The coding region runs from base 23 to 1207 and encodes 394 amino acids. The transcript has 2 exons. The record is from RefSeq and is a predicted model, not a curated record. Gene Ontology annotation, biological process: polyketide biosynthetic process. Gene Ontology annotation, molecular function: acyltransferase activity, transferring groups other than amino-acyl groups.
CUUCAAUUGAAAGCAAAAGGGAAUGAAAAACAUGGGGAGUGAAGAAGAAACACAACAAGGAUUCUCGAAGAUGGUGAACCCUGGAAAAGCCACAAUUCUGGCUCUCGGCAAGGCUUUCCCUCACCAGCUUGUCAUGCAAGAGUUUCUGGUUGAUGGCUAUUUUAAGAACACCAACUGCGAUGACCCUGAUCUCAGGAAGAAGCUAACCCGACUCUGCAAGACAACUACUGUUAAGACAAGGUACGUGGUGAUGUCGGAAGAAAUCCUGAAGGAGUACCCUGAGCUUGCCAUUGAAGGACUCCCCACUGUGAAACAGCGAUUGGACAUCUGUAACGAUGCGGUCACGGAGAUGGCCGUUGAAGCCUCUCGAGUUUGUAUCGAAAAAUGGGGUAGGCCGAUAUCGGAAUUAACUCACUUGGUGUAUGUAUCCUCGAGUGAAGUUCGGCUGCCUGGUGGUGACCUUUACUUGGCGAAAGGACUAGGACUCAGCCCUGAGAUUCAACGCGUAAUGCUCUACUUCAUGGGCUGCUCUGGGGGUGCUGCUGGCCUUCGUGUAGCAAAAGACAUUGCUGAAAACAAUCCUGGAAGCCGGAUCUUGUUAGCUACUUCUGAAACUACGAUUAUUGGUUUCAAACCACCGAGUGCGGAUAGACCGUAUGACCUGGUCGGUGCAGCACUUUUUGGCGAUGGUGCUGGAGCUAUGAUCAUUGGCUCUGAUCCAGAUUUGAGCAUUGAGACACCCCUCUUCGAGCUUCACACUGCAAUCCAGAAUUUCUUGCCCGAUACCGAGAAGACGAUUGAUGGGAAACUUACGGAAGAGGGGAUUAGUUUCAAGCUUUCAAGGGAGCUUCCUCAGAUAAUUGAAGACAACGUUGAAAGUUUCUGUGAGAAACUGAUGGGAACUGUUGGAUUGACUGACAAGGACUAUAACAAGAUGUUCUGGGCUGUUCAUCCAGGGGGACCUGCAAUCUUGAACAGAAUCGAAAAACGACUAGAUUUGUGCCCACAGAAACUAACUGCAAGUAGAAGAGCUUUGAUGGAUUAUGGAAAUGCUAGCAGUAACACCAUUGUGUACGUGCUGGAAUACAUGAUAGAAGAGAGCUUGAAGAAGGAAGAGAACCAAGAAGAGAGUGAAUGGGGCUUGAUUUUAGCUUUUGGACCAGGAGUCACCUUAGAGGGUAUUGUUGCAAGAAACCUGACAGUAUAAGAAUAAUGUCGUCAUAUAUUUCAAGAAAGUUGCAUCUUUUACCAUAAAAUCAAGUGUCUCACAUGCAAUGGGAGACCAUAAUCAAUUCAUGUUUCACAAGGAAUCUAUGUGAAAAGUUUAAACUUCCCUCUAAAUCUACAUGAUCAUAUUUCUUUCCUUAUAUUCUGUGAGUUGAAUUUCU